GUGGACCGUCAUGAUCACUAACAGCCUGAGAGCGUAAUAACCGAUGAUUAUCACAAAGUAGAUUCUCCCCCCCAGCCGCCACGUCGCGAAUUCAAACUUUCAAGCCCCCUGAACCGCAGAUGUCUCUUCCAGUAUUCUCCCUUCCGACUUUACCUGACGCGCCGCCUAAAUCGAUACUUGCUUUACAAGGUCUUGAUCAAGCUUUAGUUGAAGCUGAAGUUGUCAAUCCCUCCUCUCGACUACCCAUAAUACCCGAAGGAGACGAUGUUCGCACUGGUUUAUCCGAAAGGACGAGAAGGCGCCUCAUAGAACUAGGGAUUACUCAACUAUUUGCUGUCCAGACUGCACUUCUCCCUUUUCUGCUAGGUUCUUCCACCACGCGAAGGUCACUGUACGAACCGUUUGACCUGUUACGGGAUGUAUGUGUUUCCGCGCCAACUGGAAGCGGAAAAACACUCGCAUAUGUGCUCCCAAUUGUCGAGAUUCUGUCAACGAAAAUUGUAACUCAUCUCCGUGCUCUCAUCGUUCUCCCGACGCGUGAUCUAGUCAUGCAAGUUCGAGAAACAUUAGAGGCGAUUGCAAAAGGACGAGGUUUGAAGAUUGGUUCAGCCACUGGACAACACUCAUUCGCUCACGAGCAGUCGCAACUAGUUGCGGACACGUCAGCCAAACUCUCUGGUGGAUCGAGUAAAGUUGAUAUUUUGAUCUGUACGCCAGGGCGCCUCAUUGAUCACCUUAACGGAACACCCAACUUUUCUCUACAACACCUCCGGUUCUUGGUGAUAGAUGAAGCAGAUCGAUUGCUUGCUCAAUCAUUCCAAGACUGGCUGGCUCAAGUUCUUGCCGCCACGCAACCAUCUCCCAGGAUGACCCCUGAGACAACUGAAACCAAAAGCCCAACUCUCCUUUGCGAUUCUCUUGCCCCCGCUUUUCUUCACCUCCACAGGGAAGUAGACUUACACACCGACAUUGAUGAAAAGAAACAUGCCUCAUGUCAAAAAUUACUGUUUUCCGCAACACUCACCAGUGACCCAGGAAAGCUCGCGGCCCUGGACCUCCGAAAUCCAAAGUACUUUGUAGUGCAAGGUCUAUCUGAAGAAUCAGAAAUCGAUGGUAUUCCCAAUAUUAUCGCAGAACGGUUUACCAUGCCCGAAGCACUAAAGGAACACAUGAUAAUCUGCGAGGCCCCUCAAAAACCAUUAAUGCUCUUCCAUCUUGUGCACAAUCAUUCCGUCCGCAAUGCACUUGUUUUCACAAAGUCGUCCGAAUCGGCCUCUCGUCUUGUCCGUUUGUUCGAAUUCUUUGAGGCUGCUAUCUCCAGCGGAAAUCCAAUUGUCGUUCGGUCAUAUUCGAGUGAUCUUCCGGCCAACGAACGCAGGACCAUAUUAGAGAAAUUCAAGGCCCAAGAGAUCCAUUUGCUCAUAUGCUCAGAUCUGAUAUCAAGAGGUAUCGACAUCAGCCAUGUAUCACACGUAGUCAGUUACGACGCACCGGUGGAUAUAAGAAAAUAUGUACACCGGGUUGGUCGAACUGCUCGAGCAGGGAGAACUGGAGAUGCUUGGACGUUGGUUGAAGAACAGGAGGCACAUUAUUUCAAAUCUAUGUUAAGAAGCGCCGGUCACCUGGAAAGGGUCCGACGAAUGAGAAUAUCAGAGAAAGACACGGUUUCACUCUUAUCGGCGUACGAGACAUCUCUGCGGAGCCUCCGGGACGCGUACACACGGUAGUUUCCGGUAACCCUGUUAACUGGCCGACGUUAACGUCGGCGGGCUUUUGUAGAGGAUUGAUGUUGCUCGCGAUGAGUCGCAUAUGAUGAUUAGUCCCCUGCUUGCUUCUUUGAUUGCAUUUGCAGCACUGCGCCAUGCCAUUACAUAAUAAGCUAUAUGUGAUCGCAACGUUUAAAUUAGGCUCAUAUAAUACCCUGCAUCAUUUUCGAUCAAGCUUAGUAGGUUAUUUUAAGCGACGGCCCGAGAAUUUUGUC
Molecule: messenger RNA, 1981 nt
Organism: Suillus discolor
Lineage: Eukaryota; Fungi; Basidiomycota; Agaricomycetes; Boletales; Suillaceae
Product: P-loop containing nucleoside triphosphate hydrolase protein
Exons: 10
Coding region: 120-1727 (535 amino acids)
Cellular component (GO): nucleus
Molecular function (GO): nucleic acid binding; ATP binding
Source: RefSeq, a predicted model, not a curated record